AUGCAAGUUAACAAUAAACUAAUUGCUUGUAGUACUACUACAACUAGUACUACAAUUAUAAACCCGUUUAAACACCAAAAUCUUUAUCAUUCACCAUUAAAAAUCACAUGCAAAGUUCUGAAUCCCUCCAAAAAUAUACGUACAGCAUCAGCCAGUAUUAUUUCUCCUUCCCUCCCUAAGAUUAUUGAACCGCUUCCUAAAACUCAAACCGAAUCGCUACCAAAUUACAAACCAAAUCUUAAUAAUCCUCUACAAAGGCUAGCAUCAUUAGCUUUGGACAAAUUUGAAAAAUCAUUCAUUUUAGACCAACAAAAGGGACACCCUUUUCCUAAAACAGUUGAUCCCACAAUUCAAUUAUCCGGUAAUUAUGCUCCGGUUCAGGAGUCUCCCGUUCAAACCGGUUUAGAAGUCCUCGGCGAAAUUCCACCCGAUUUACAUGGAGUGUAUGUAAGAAAUGGAGCCAAUCCGAUGCUACCACCCUCUGGUGCUCAUCACUUGUUUGACGGUGAUGGGAUGAUCCAUGCCGUUAAACUUGGACCGGGAAAUAAAGCCUCUUACUGCUGCCGGUUCACUAAAACAAACCGGUUUGUUCAAGAAAAAGCUGCCGGGAGACAAUUAUUCCCGAAACCGGUUAGUGAAUUGCACGGUCAAACCGGAUUACUUAGGCUGGGUUUAUUUUAUGCACGUGCCGCUAUGGGGUUAAUUAAUCCUGCACGUGGGACAGGUGUCGCUAAUGCUGGGUUAGUGUAUUUUAACGGAAGAUUAUUGGCUAUGUCCGAGGAUGACUUGCCAUAUCAUGUUAAAAUCAACGGCGAUGGUGAUUUGAUUACGAUCGGACGGUUUGAUUUUAACGAGCAGGUAAACUGCCCUUUGAUAGCACACCCUAAGGUGGACCCUAUCACAGGGGAUUUUCAUACGUUAAGCUACGACGUCUUACGUAGACCGUAUCUAAAGUACUUUAGAUUCGAUAAGUGGGGCCAGAAAUCUCGUGAGGUACACGUGCCUCUUCCAAAGCCUACUAUGAUUCAUGACUUUGCUAUAACUCAAAAAUACGUAAUCAUCCCGGACAAUCAAGUUGUAUUCAAGUUAUCCGAAAUGGUUUGGGGCGGGUCACCUCUCAGGUUUGACCCAAAUAAAAAGGCCCGAUUUGGGAUUCUUUCAAAGGAGGAUACAAAUGGGUUGAAGAUAAAAUGGAUUGAAGUUCCGAAUAGCUUUUGCUUUCAUUUUAUAAAUGCAUGGGAAGAAAAUGAAGGUAGAAAUAUAGUUAUAAUCGGGUCGUGCAUGAGCCCACCCGAUUCAAUAUUUACGGAGAGUGAUGAACCGACCCAAAUAGAGCUUUGUGAAAUGAGAUUGGACCUCGAAACGGGUAAAUCAACCCGACGGGUGAUAGUUUCGGGUAUGAAUUUAGAAGUAGGGCAAGUAAGUAAACAUCUCUUAGGAAGAAAGACAAGGUAUGUUUAUAUGGCAAUAGCCGAUUCAUGGCCUAAAUGUGAUGGUAUUGCAAAGGUUGAUUUGGUGAAUGGGAAAGUGAGCAAGUAUAUGUAUGGGCAUGAUAGAUAUGGUGGGGAACCUUGCUUUGUUCCGGCUAAUUAUGCAAAUAAUAAUAAUAAUAGUGAUUGUUAUGAUGUUAAUAAUGAAUUAGGAAAUGAAGAUGAAGGAUGGAUAAUUAGUUUUGUGAGGGACGGAAAUGUAGAGAGAUCAGAGUUGGUGAUUUUAACAGCUAAGGAUAUGAAACAAAUAGGAUGUGUAUGUAUGCCAUCUAGGGUUCCUUAUGGGUUUCAUGGCACGUUUCUUGAUCAAAAGCAAUUAAGUGUACAAAAAAAUAAUUAA
Amaranthus tricolor (Joseph's coat) is the source of this 1830-nucleotide messenger RNA. RefSeq names its product 9-cis-epoxycarotenoid dioxygenase NCED6, chloroplastic. Gene Ontology annotation, molecular function: carotenoid dioxygenase activity. The transcript has a single exon. The coding region runs from base 1 to 1830 and encodes 609 amino acids. The record is from RefSeq and is a predicted model, not a curated record. Gene Ontology annotation, biological process: carotene catabolic process. Lineage: Eukaryota; Viridiplantae; Streptophyta; Magnoliopsida; Caryophyllales; Amaranthaceae. Gene Ontology annotation, cellular component: chloroplast stroma.